Molecule: messenger RNA, 878 nt
Organism: Anoplophora glabripennis (Asian longhorned beetle)
Lineage: Eukaryota; Metazoa; Arthropoda; Insecta; Coleoptera; Cerambycidae
Exons: 5
Coding region: 135-641 (168 amino acids)
Source: RefSeq, a predicted model, not a curated record
AGUUCUAAUGAAGACAUUGUACGUAAAAUGUAAAAUGUGACGUUUACUGUUUUUACUUCUUAGGAAGUAAUAUAAUUAAAUAAUAAUUCAAGCAAAUAACAACAUCAUAACAUCAACUACAAUCUACGUAAAACAUGCAAAUGGACUUUAGAAGAACAAUUCAUUUAAACAUUCGUAGAUAUGAUUUAUCUGAAAAUCCAGAUGUUUUGAAGAAAACUAUAGAGUUGUCUUCGUAUAUUGAUUGUAAUAAUCUAAAAGGGGAAUUACAAAAACUGUUUGAUAUAAAUGAUGAAAAAGUAAUUAAAAUUCGUAACAAAGAUGGAGUACUCGUACCAAUUUCAUUUUUACUUGAUUCCAAAGAUAAUUCCUUUUUCAUCGACAUAACAAAAGUUUCAUAUAUUGAUAAAAAUUGUGCCAGUUUGCUCCAAGAUGCGUAUGUAGAUGCAGUUAAACAGAAAAUAAGAACUUUGGAAUCAAGAAUUGCACAGUCUGAACUUCUGCUACCACAGUUAGAGUGGCGACGUCAAGCUUACAUGGAGGACACCGUCAGCGCUUUGACCAAUAAAGUAGCAUUUUUGAACCGCAGGUUUGAUGAGCUUUCACCUCAGUUUAGGGCCAAAUUUCCUGAAACUAUAGCUUGAAUACAAUCUUAGGAUUGCCAAAUAUGUAAUUUGGCCUUUCCUUAUUAUUACUGAAGAUAUAAAUGUUUAAAUGUUUGAAAUUAAAAAUGUUUUCCGUUAUAUAGAAUUACCUUCACAUAUAUGUAUGACCUUUUUUAUGCACGAUGUGAGUAAAUAUGAAGAAAUGAUAAAUAAUAAUUUAGGAAUGGUAAGUGUAAUAUAAAUAAUGUAUUUUUUUGUUGUAUAUUAUCCAUCUGA